Molecule: messenger RNA, 2105 nt
Organism: Hevea brasiliensis (rubber tree)
Lineage: Eukaryota; Viridiplantae; Streptophyta; Magnoliopsida; Malpighiales; Euphorbiaceae
Product: probable magnesium transporter NIPA8
Exons: 14
Coding region: 566-1900 (444 amino acids)
Biological process (GO): magnesium ion transport
Cellular component (GO): membrane
Molecular function (GO): magnesium ion transmembrane transporter activity
Source: RefSeq, a predicted model, not a curated record
AAAGCAUCACGGUUAUGGCAUUGACCCUUUACCUUUCUUCCCUUCUUCUUCUCCCUCCCCUCUUCCUCUUUCUCUAGACGCCUGUGACCCGUCAAAUUUUCUCUCUUUCCUCCCCUUUCCUUUCCUUUCUUACCAAUCCAGUUUUUAUUAUUAUUUUUUUCUAUGUCAACAAACAACUUCUACAAGAUAUCUUAACAGAACUUGAAAUUAAAGAAAAGUAAAUAAAGAAACAGGUACAGAACCUGACCUUGUUCUUCCCCUUUGGAUCUGCUGCAUUUCAAUUAUUACACACACAAGAGAGAGAGAGAGAGAGAGAGAGAGAGAGAGAGAGUUUGUGGUGUGCAUUGUUCUUCCUUCAUCAGGAUUUUGAGGUAAAGCAGAGCAUUUUAUAUUCAUUUCCAUCCGGGAAUUGUUGUUUCCUGGAAGUGGGUGCUGCAGGCUUUCUGUUCUGAAGUCAGGAAUAGUUUCUCUGCUUCUGGGUUGAUGGUGAGAAUCAUCGAACCCGCGUAGUUUUGGAUUUUAAUUGUAUGUGGGCUCUCCUUUGGAGCAUCACGCGUUGUAAGCCAUGGGGGAGUGGAUCAUUGGAGCUUUAAUCAAUCUCUUUGGUAGCAUCGCCAUCAACUUUGGGACUAACCUUCUUAAAUUGGGUCAUACUGAGAGAGAGAGGCAUUCUACGCUAGACAUUGAUGGAACAAGUGGGAAGAGUCAUUUGAAGCCUAUCAUAUACUUUCAGACUUGGAGAGUUGGUAUUCUAUUUUUCUUUCUUGGAAAUUGCCUUAAUUUCAUUUCAUUUGGAUAUGCUGCUCAGUCACUUCUUGCAGCCUUGGGAUCAGUUCAGUUUGUAUCCAACAUUGCAUUUGCCUAUUUUGUGCUGAACAAAAUGGUGACUGUUAAGGUUCUUGUCGCUACAGCCUUUAUUGUUCUAGGGAAUGUUUUUCUUGUUGCCUUUGGCAACCACCAGUCUCCUGUGUACACGCCAGAGCAAUUGGCGGAGAAAUACAGCAACAUGACUUUCCUUUUUUACUGUAUGAUUUUGGUCUUAGUUGUUGCCUUGCAUCAUUACAUUUACAGGAGAGGAGAACUUUUGAUUGCUGUUUCUGGACAAGACCUUAGACCUUAUUGGCAGAUGCUUCUUCCUUUUUCAUAUGCUGUAGUUUCUGGUGCAGUGGGAUCAUGCUCAGUGCUGUUUGCAAAAUCUCUAUCUAACCUGCUAAGAUUGGCCAUGUCUAAUGGUUAUCAGUUGCACAGCUGGUUUACUUACUCCAUGCUUCUUUUAUUUUUCAGUACGGCUGGAUUUUGGAUGACGAGGUUGAAUGAAGGAUUGUCACUAUUUGAUGCAAUCCUUAUUGUCCCGAUGUUUCAGAUUGUUUGGACUUUCUUCUCCAUUUGUACAGGAUUUGUCUACUUUCAGGAAUAUCAGGUAUUUGAUGCACUGAGGACAACAAUGUUCAUACUGGGGAUGAUGAGUGUCUUCAUUGGCAUUUCUUUGCUGGCACCUGAUGAGUCAAGAGGUGCUGAGGUCAAAGAUAAUGCAUCUUUAGUUUCAAUUGUGUCUUCAAGUGUUUCAAGCGAAUCAGACAGGCUGAUCAAACCAGUUGAAGAUGCACAAAAUAAAGACCCAAGAUCAUUUGUACAAGGAAUAGCAGUGAAGGUCACAGAAAUGCUAAACAAGGCAAAGACUGCUUGUUCUUUAUCACUAGGUUUUGGAGAGGACUCCAUCAAUGCAUCUGCAGUUCUUGUUAUGCCCAUGGUUUCAUCAAAGAUAACAGGUUUCAGGGGAAGUGUGUUCGACCGGCCUAAGGUUUUCUCCUUGAGAAAUUCGGGUUGGAGUAAGAUUUCAAUGGAAGAAGAUGGAGUAAAAGUGCUAGACUCAAACCCAGUGCUUCCUCAAACCCUUUGACAGAAGUGGCAACAAUGAAUAUCGCAAGUUUGCCAUGAGGAUUUUUCCUUUUUUCAAUUUAAAUUGUCUCUGUUUAUAGCAUUACAAUUGUUUAGUAUCAACUGAAAUGUGCUACAUCUCAAGCAUUCUUGUAUUUUUGAAACAGCAGCAUAUUGUAUAUUCUUUGCUCACUUGAUUCAAAAGAAAGGAAAUACAUGCUUUUGUC